Fundulus heteroclitus (mummichog) is the source of this 755-nucleotide messenger RNA. Its product is annotated as prostate stem cell antigen-like. Lineage: Eukaryota; Metazoa; Chordata; Actinopteri; Cyprinodontiformes; Fundulidae. The coding region runs from base 1 to 387 and encodes 128 amino acids. The record is from RefSeq and is a predicted model, not a curated record. The transcript is spliced from 3 exons.
AUGUCUCUGCUCCAUUUGUUGUCUGACCGGGCUGAAAAAACGCAAAUGUUCAAAAUGAAGCUUUACGGACCUCUGAUUUUCCUUCUUACUGUCUCUGCUGCAUAUGGAUUGAAAUGUUACCAGUGCAUCAAUGCUAAACCGGAAUCCUGUAAAUCCAUUGAAUCCUGUACGAAUGGUACCAACCAGUGCUACUCCAUAAAAGUACCUGUUCUGGGCACUGUCACAAAGGGAUGUAAACCGUCCGCUAUACCAUGCAUAAGUCCUACUACUUGCUGUGAAGGGAACCUGUGCAAUGGAGCCACACCAACAGCUCCCGGUGUCUACCUGCUGCUGAUGUCUUCUGCUCUCUUCGUGCUCUCCAUUUCAGGCCCUGGGUUGGUUCUGUAACACUUAAUCGUGUAGAUUAAAUGUGUGUAACUGAAGACUAAACAAACUAAUUUCAAGCAUCAAGUCUCUGGUACAUUUUGAAACUGUACAGACCCAAAAACAGACAAGCAUUCAAGUGACCAAAAAAUAUAUAUUUCACAUAAAUUUGUUCGGAAAAAUAGGGGUUACCUGUACUGAUGCAAAUGUUGAACACAACAGAGCCAAACUCAUCCAAUGCACUGUAUUUAUAUAGCAGAUUUAAGAAAACACAAUACUGAGAAACUGAGGUGCAUAGAUUAACACUCACACACCCAAUAUAUUAAGAAUAGAAACAUUAUACAAACUUUUGUAUUGCUGGUUAAUUGUUAGAAUUUGUGAAUUGAUUAUUU